AUGUGGUCGGUGAACCAGAGCAAGGAGUUUGAAUUUCUGUUCCUGGGAUUGUUUGAAGCCUCGGGGUCUCGGAUCCCCCUGUUUGUGCUCUUUCUCCUGGUUUAUCUGAUGACCCUGGUGGGGAACGUCCUCAUCAUCUUCCUGAUCUUCAGUGACCCUCGGCUCCACACGCCCAUGUAUUGGUUCCUGAGUAAUCUUGCUUGUAUAGAUGUCUUAUACUCAUCUGUCACUUCUCCUCGAAUGCUUGCAGACUUCUUCUCUAAGAAAAGGACCAUCGCCCUGUCCGCCUGCAUCACCCAGUUCUUCUUCUUCUUCUCCUUUGUCUGCAUUGAGCUUUACUUGUUGGCUGCGAUGUCCUACGACCGAUACGUCGCCAUCUGCCAGCCUUUGCAUUACAUUCAAAUAAUGCACCCCAAGUUCUGUGGCCAGAUGGCGUCCGCAGCGUGGACUACUGGCUUCCUCACAUCUCUGAUUCAUACCCUUUGCACCAAGAGAUUAACCUUUUGUGGGCCAAACUCCAUUAACGGCUUCUUCUGUGACUUGCCGCAGCUGUUUUUGCUUUCUUGCACCAGUACUUUUAUCAACGUGCUGGUGAUGUUUGCGGUCGGUAUACUGAUGGGAUCGGGGGCUCUGGGAAUCACGUUUGUUCCGUAUAUUCAUAUUUUCAGAACCAUUAGUGGAAUAAAGAGCAUAAAGGGCAAGCUGAAGGCAUUUUCCACGUGUACCUCGCAUCUGAUGGUGGUUUUUAUUUUCUACGGUACCCUUAUCUUUACCUACCUUCGUCCUGCCCCAAGUUCAUUUUCAGACGACCGGCUGGUGUCCGUUGUGUACACCAUCCUUACGCCUCUGUUAAACCCCCUUAUUUACAGUUUGAGGAAUAAAGAUCUGAAGGAAGCCCUGGGGAAAGCCUUGCAUAAAAUGCCAUGUGUAAGGAUCAGUACGAAGUCCAUACCAUCUGAUCAGAGGAUGGACCAUGAAGCCAAACCGAGGGGCUGA
Spea bombifrons (plains spadefoot toad) is the source of this 996-nucleotide messenger RNA. Its product is annotated as olfactory receptor 1019-like. Lineage: Eukaryota; Metazoa; Chordata; Amphibia; Anura; Pelobatidae. The transcript has a single exon. Bases 1 to 996 code for a protein of 331 amino acids. Gene Ontology annotation, cellular component: membrane. Gene Ontology annotation, biological process: G protein-coupled receptor signaling pathway. The record is from RefSeq and is a predicted model, not a curated record. Gene Ontology annotation, molecular function: G protein-coupled receptor activity; olfactory receptor activity.